CCAUCCCAUCUCCCCUCCUCUGCUGUGCACCUGCUCCUCCCCUCCUGCCUUAUUAUCCUCACACACUCAAGAGCAGCGCUCCGUGCUCGCCAAGUGAUGCUCCUCGGCGGCGCACAUCGCGGGGUUAGCACCGCCCGCUGCAGGGAGGACCGCUCCGGCUUGUUUUUCUCCCCUGGAAACACGCGCGGGAGCACGGGCAGAACAUGGGAAUUUAACGGGGCUUCCGAGUGAGUGAGCUGGAGGAGGGGUAGGACGACGAAGAAGCGCUCAAGUCCCAUCCGAGAGGAGAGAGAGAGGAGGUUAAGGUGGAGGAGGGAGUUCUCCGGGGAAACGGUCCCGCCGGGACAGAGGGGGAACGCAGCGGAAGGUUUUUCGGCUUUACAUAGUUUCAAAUGGACUAAAGGUGUCUGUUUUUGUUGUUUGAAUGUGAAGAAUAAAAAUCACGGGGGUUUGAAGGAAGGGUUGUGGAGUUGCGUCCGUCGGUCGGUGCCUCUCUGUUUGUGAUGGAGUGAGUGGAAGAGAGGGCACGGGAACUUCAGCCUCGCCAUGAAAUCAGUGUUUUUCAGCCGCUUCUUCAUCCUGCUGCCCUGGGUCCUCAUUGUCAUCAUCAUGAUCGAUAUCGACAGUAAAAGGGCGAUCCGUGCUCCGGCAGCCGGCCGGACCGGCAGGGCGCAGCGGGCGGCCCGGACCGGCGCACCAGGGACGGGUGGUACCCAGAACCAGACCGCUCUGCCGGUCAUCUACGCCAUCACUCCGACUUACACCCGACCGGUGCAGAAAGCGGAGCUGAUCCGUCUGGCACACGCCUUCCGCCAGGUUCCCCGGUUCCACUGGAUCGUAGUGGAGGACUCGACCACGCGCACGGAGCUGGUGGCGCGCUUCUUGGCCCGGUGCGGCGUGCCGUACACGCACCUGAACGUGUUCACUCCCCGCAGGUUCAAGCGCACCGGGAUGCCACGCGCCACCGAACAGAGGAAUGUGGCUCUGACAUGGCUCCGGCAGCACCGGAGCAAGCGGGACGCCGGGGUGGUUUUCUUCGCGGACGACGACAACACCUACAGCCUGGAGCUGUUUGAGGAGAUGCGUAGUACUCGAGGUGUUUCUGUUUGGCCCGUGGGAUUUGUAGGCGGCAGAGCGUAUGAGCGCCCCCUGGUGUCCGGGGGUAAAGUGGUGGGCUGGUACACCGGCUGGAGACCGGACCGAACCUUCGCCACUGACAUGGCAGGUUUUGCGGUGAACCUCCAGGUGAUCCUGGCGAACCCGCGGGCGCAGUUCAAGCGGCGCGGCUCCCAGCCGGGGAUGCAGGAGUCCGACUUCCUCAAGCAGAUCACCAAGGUCACCGAGUUGGAGCCCAAGGCCAACAAUUGCACCCGGGUGCUGGUUUGGCACACUCGCACGGAGAAACCGCACCUCGCCAAUGAGCCCAAACAUCGGAAAGACACCGUGGUCAUCGAGGUGUGAGAGGAGGAGCCGAGCAGCGGAUCCGAAACGCCGACUGUGGCUGCCCGUCAUCCCUUUGGCCGGGACUAACGACAGCAUGGGUUGAUACAAUCUGUUCACGCUGGACACAGACUCUAAAGGAGCUGCAUGAUUCAAGACCUCUGGCCGGCUUCUUGUUUUGUUCAGUUUUUACAAAAACUGGGAUGACUCGGCCUGUUAAUUUCCCUCCAUCCACGGCUUGUCGAUGUGAAAAGUAUAAAUGUAAAAAAAAUAUAUCAUGUUGCUGAAGUGCCAUGUGAAUGAUGUAUGUCAUUUUAAUCAUUAAUACAUCAUUGUCAAAUGAACUGUGAUUCUGUGAUGUGAUUACCGUACAAACAGUCCAGAUAACGCCUCCAUCUUAUGGCAGUGGUAUUGCAACGCUGUUUCUUUAACAGCAGAAAAGAAAAUUGAUACCGAUUUCCUGGUUAAUUUAGUAUGAAGCUGGUAUCAGGAUGCUGUUAGCAUAAAGCUAGCUUAGCAGGAAGACUGUAAACAGCUAGCCCGCCCUCUCAAUACUUCAACAGUAUGCCUAGCAGCGCAUGCUAACACUUUUAAAUCAUUCUUUAACCUGCACAUUAGCAGAAAUUCUAAACUGACAAUUUGUGGCUUUAAGGGAAGUUACGCGGACUCACUUUUUCUUUGGGAACAACAGCUAGCAAGCUACGCAGAAGUACCAACAGAUAAACUGGUGUUCAUCAAGUAAUAUCUCGUAACUACACGUUACACGUAAUAACGUUUUAAACAAGCUAGAAACAAUGUGUUAAUUAGCUGUAAAGGUGUUGGUAGAGUUAUUUUUGAAGUACAGAGAGAGAUAAGCUAUCUGCAUUCUCCUGCUUCCAGUCGUGAUGCUAAGCUAGACUUACUGACCAGAUUAAAAGUGUUGGACGAGAUUUCUUUGUUAAAUAAACUUUUCACUCCUUUUAUCAUCUGCCAAAAGGUGUGUUUGUUCCUGAA
Molecule: messenger RNA, 2433 nt
Organism: Anarrhichthys ocellatus (wolf-eel)
Lineage: Eukaryota; Metazoa; Chordata; Actinopteri; Perciformes; Anarhichadidae
Gene: b3gat2
Product: beta-1,3-glucuronyltransferase 2 (glucuronosyltransferase S)
Exons: 4
Coding region: 547-1461 (304 amino acids)
Biological process (GO): carbohydrate metabolic process; chondroitin sulfate proteoglycan biosynthetic process
Cellular component (GO): Golgi membrane
Molecular function (GO): galactosylgalactosylxylosylprotein 3-beta-glucuronosyltransferase activity
Source: RefSeq, a predicted model, not a curated record